Messenger RNA from Chrysoperla carnea, 1500 nucleotides. RefSeq lists its product as uncharacterized. The transcript has 5 exons. Bases 127 to 1485 code for a protein of 452 amino acids. The record is from RefSeq and is a predicted model, not a curated record. Lineage: Eukaryota; Metazoa; Arthropoda; Insecta; Neuroptera; Chrysopidae.
ACAAAAGAUAAUGAAAUUGAUAAUAAUUUAACAAUAUCCACGAAAUUAUCUUCAACGGAUCAAUUAAUAUGCAAAUCACCACAAGAUUCACCAACGGGAUCGUCAUCACGAUCACCGUCACGAUCAAUGAUCAAAGAGAUUAUCAAUAUUGAGAGUACAGGAUCAAUGGAAUAUCUGAAUAAAGUACAACAAGAUAUUAAUAAUAAAAUUGGGUCACAUCGAAAUGUAAUAAAUCGACAACGUUCAACAGCCGAUACAUUAAUUUAUUUGGGUUUGUUACAAAUGUUAUUUGGAUGUAUGAUGGUUAUUUUUGGUGUAUUGGUAUUGGUCCAUGAUGCUGCAUUAUCGCAGAUAUGCGGUGGAAUUUGGGGUGGAUGUGUGGCAAUGACAUCUGGUCUUUUGGCGAUUGGUGCAGCAGCUCGUGAAUGUUGUCCAUUACGUCCAAAACUAGCAAAAUUAGCAUUAACUGGUCAUUUAGCAUUUAGUUUAGUAUCAUUGGCUGUUGCAAAUUUAGUACUGGUAUUUGCAGCCAUCGGUAUUGUACGUGAUUUAAACCGAACAGACGUAAUGUUUUAUGAAAAUUUAAAUGAAAAUACCACAGUUUCCGACGAAAAUGUUCUAUCAACAUUUACAGUAAAUAACAAUUGGCCAUCAAUAUUAGCAAAUAUUGGAUUACUUGUAUCAUGCACAUGUCAAUUUGUAACUGCAGCCAUAUCGUCAUGGCGAUGUGCUCGUUUACUAUGUCCAUGCUUUCAAAUUGUUGAGAAAUAUGAAAAUCAUUCAAUUAAUGGAACACCAUCCAUAAUUCAAGCUGCUGUUGCUGCAAACCCCAAGGAUAUUUUAGUUUCUGCAUGGUUGGGAAAUCAACAGGCACCAAGCAUACCGCCCACAUCAAGACCAGCAUCCACUUUACCUCGACCCAGAACAGCUGCAUCGUUACCACCAUCAGGAGGUGUGGGAGGACCACAUCCAUUACCUGGUGUUUAUAUUGUUAGCACUGCACCGCGAAAAGUGAAGAAACAAUUGAUACCAGCUCCUCUACGGCCAUUACCAGUUCCACCACAAAUGUUAGGGUAUCCGAUAAUUCCACCUCCUAAUUAUAUAAUGCCACCUCAUGUUCAUAAAUCUGCAGCGAAAAGCCGAAUGCGACAUCCUUAUGGUUCUUAUGACAAUAUUAAUCAUCGCCGACGGAAGAGAAUACCCUCUGAUCAACAAUUGCGAGCAUCAACAUUACCACAUAAAAUGUCACAACAGCGUCAUGAGAAACGUCAAAGAAAACAUAAAGAUCGGCGUGGAAUUACAGAAGAAGAAGUAGUUCGAACAUAUACUGGUUUAGAUCGAACCAUUGCCGAACAAUUUAUUGUACAUUGCGAUUCGAGUCGAAAUCAAAGUAGUAUAGUUAGUAAAUCAGAUGAAAGUGGACCAGAUACAUCAUUAUCAGUCAGUGAAAAUGCAUCUAAUGAUUUUUUGGUAGAAAAAUUAUAAAAGUUAUCGUGUACC